Messenger RNA from Kluyveromyces lactis, 3120 nucleotides. RefSeq names its product Vac7p (gene VAC7). The transcript has a single exon. The record is from RefSeq and is a predicted model, not a curated record. The coding region runs from base 1 to 3120 and encodes 1039 amino acids. Gene Ontology annotation, cellular component: fungal-type vacuole membrane; PAS complex. NCBI's taxonomy places the organism in Eukaryota, Fungi, Ascomycota, Saccharomycetes, Saccharomycetales, Saccharomycetaceae. Gene Ontology annotation, biological process: vacuole inheritance; positive regulation of phosphatidylinositol biosynthetic process; protein localization to vacuolar membrane.
AUGGUUGCAGGUUUGGGGUCAGAAGAUGACGGUAAUAAGAUGAUAGUGGAAACGGAACUGGUUCAAACGGAGAAACAGAACAUACUUCCAGUAUCACAACAACCUUCACAACAAUUUGAUAAGAAUGGCAUCGGCACAGAUACUGAGAAUUCGACGUUAACGCAAAAGAAACUACUUAAUAAUACGAAAAGGGAUACCAUGCCUGGCUCUCCAACGAGAAAGGAAGGUCACGAUAGAAUAGAUACACACGAUCUUCACGAUCUCCAUGAUGAUAUGAGCGCAACUCUGAAACCACAUCAAAGUCAGAAUAGAAUAGCAUCACUACAGCUGCAAGAUUCAACACAUCAAAGUAUCACUAGCCAUCAGGAAAAAGAGGGAACGCCGUUAUCGCACCAACACACCAAUCCAUUAUCCACUCAUGCGUUGUCAUCGACAGGGUUAAGGAAUAAGAAAAGCAGUUUACUCAUCGACUGUGCUGUGGACGGGGCCAGGGACUUUUCGUUACCACCUCUUACGAAUUCUGAUCAGAUGUUGGACCUAUCUCUUGUGUCAAAAAACUCAUCUCAUGAUCUGCCCUCGUUUACUACAGCAAUGUCAAAGCAGAAAACUAAGCCCCAAUUGAGUAAACUUUCAUCGUAUCAAGAGGAGUCAUCUGAUGGUAGGAUUGAUUCGGAUUCGCAGUUGACCACUUCACAGGACUCGAAAACUAAGGAAUGGGAGCGGAGACAAGGAAUACGGACAUCAAACUCUCCGCCGCCUCAACAGCUGGCAUCUCAGAUUUCUUUGGGAGCAGGUGAUAUGAACGGCGGAAGUAGCGCAGUACUGCCAUCAUCAGGCGUGUCUCUUCCUUUACAGCAACAGCAACACCAGCGAUCACAAACACAAGGCUUGAAUAAUCCCACUGUUCAGGUCCAGUCAGCAUCAGCAAAUUUGACUCCGAAUGGGCAAAUAUCGCUGCCAACGGUCACAGAUUCGGAAUCUGUGCGAAAACUCAAUAAGGAAUCUUCAUCAAAGGCCGAUUUUUUUGCUGCCCGGUUGGCAACGGCUGUCGGCGAAAAUGAAAUAUCUGACUCGGAAGAAACCUUUGUUUAUCAAUCGACGGCAAAUUCAGUCAAAAACGCUUCGAUAAACGACGUAUCCGCAACACCGAAUAAUACUAUCAACUCCAUACAAAAUAAUAACAACAAUUCUAAGUCCUAUGGUAUCCCUGCAAAGUUAAGCGCUCCUCAAUUGAAACAGAACGAUAAACUACUAAACAGAUUGAAGAACACAAGACACACAAGUAUAGCAGCAAUCCCUAAUUCUCAAGGACCUCCGUCAAGCAAUUCUGAACAGGAUGAUGUAGCGUCUUUGAGAUCAAUCAAUAGAAACACUAUGCAAGAAAUGCAAUCUAUCAAGUCGCAUCGAACUCAAAUGUCUGCCUCUCCUAAGAAACGUCUCAGUAUCACUUCACUUCAAAAGGUACAAAACAGGCAGCAAAAACAGCAACCUCAGUCUGUUAUCACAAAUGGAGCUACAAAAUCAUCUACUUCAACGACUCCUACAAAAUCUACCUUUGCCUUUGGGCAGCCAAAAAGCGGAAAAACCACAUCAAGUAUACCAAAAAAUUCCAAACAACACUUCCCGCAACCUAUGCUUCCUCUGGCUCAGAAUAAAGUAAUGCAUCAAAAUCACAGAAGAACUUCUUCAAAACCAGGCGAUUCCAAAAAAUCUGCUUUGAGGACAAGAAGUUCUAAAGUCUUUGAUCCUAAUGGUUCCUCACUACGUCGUUAUUCCGGAGUUCCUGAUGAUGUUAAUUUAGAAGACUUUGUAGAUCAAUAUGAUGGUGAAUUUGAUAUUAAAAUGCAUAGACCAUCCAGGACAACGGAAAAGAAAUCGAACAACCAACAGCACCAAUCCAAUGCUGCUUCUCAACGUGGAACGUACUCCUCCGACAACCAUAUUCAAUAUGAACCAAAUGAUAACCAUAGUGGAUAUGGAGAUGAUGAAAUCGAUUUGGAUAAUAACGAUAUCCAAUCCAAUUCGGAUAUCAGUGAUAUUCACGGACUGACAUAUCACAAUCAAACCAAUUAUGAUGAACAUUCGUACGCGGACGAAGAUGGUGAUGAUAUUGAGUCGAUGUUUUACUAUAACGGAGGUAGCAUAGUUCCUAACAAUGCUAGAGUUGGAAGGAGGUUCUCAGAACUCGACGAUGGAACGGAAGAUGUAGAAUCACAAGGAUUUUUCUACGGAGAUCCGAAUAAUGCAGAGAGAUCAAAUGAAGGAAAGGGACUUGGUUCGUCCCAAUUACCUUAUUUCAAUCAAGCCAGUGAGUAUACUCCUUUGAAGAAUAAAAGAGUGAGCAGGAAAAGAUCUGAUUUCUACGGUGAUUUUUCUCCCCACAACUUUUACACCAAGAAGGGUUCAUGGUCUAAGUUUAAAAAUUUCGUUUACUUCUCUUUCAUCGUGGCCUCCCUAUUGACUCUUGGAUUCAUUUCUGGAUUCCUACUGGCAACCAACAAAGAAUUACACGAUUUCCAAUUGUUGGCCAUGGAUAACGUUCUAGUUUCGUUGGAUGAAUUAGUAUUCGAUAUCACAGCGACUGCGUUUAAUCCAAGUCUCUUCACUAUUGGUAUAAAAGACGUGGAACUAGAUAUAUUUGCUAAGACUAAGCACGUUGACGUUAGUUCAAAUGAAGACAAGUUAUAUUCAACUCCAUACCAAACCAUACUACUCGGGACAGUAUACAAUCUCGAAAGUGAACUACAAUUUAGAGGAAGAUUGAUCAACAGAAAUUAUGAUGUUUCUGUUGCCAGUGUUAAAUUGCUCAAUCCUGGUGCACCUAAAAAUAAUGGUGAUGAUGAAGACGGGGAUAAUGACGAUGACGACGAUGAUAAUGGUAACAAAAAGAAAAUGGGCCACGAUAACCAAGAUGAAAAGGGCAAUCACAAACUAGAGAAUGAUAUUGACCGUUGGAAAGAAUUGAUCAAAUAUGAAUUCGAAUUGAUCGUCAGAGGAAACAUGUAUUACAGUAUCCCAUUCUUUAACAACCAGAAAGUACUCCCAGUACAACAGCAAAUUUCUGUAGAUCCAGACAACUCACCUUUCAGAAAAAAGCAUGGAAAUAACCAUGCGCAAUAG